CCAGGCAACGACAAAAAUAAUUAAAAAUGGCCGCGGUUAACGAUUGCUUCAGUAUUGGGUCGACGGUGAUGUGCACGACCUGCUUCAAUGAGGAAUUCGAAGGAGAAGUUCUAGCAUUUGACCAUAACACAAAAAUGCUAAUCUUAAAAUCAGAAUGCCGAUCUAAAAAUGCAGAACAUUUAAAUGAUGUUCAUGUGUUGAAUCUUUCAUUAUGCAGUAAUGUUCAAGUGAUCAAGGAAUGCAACGGCAAUUUUGUUGAAGAUCCACAAAAAUUAAAUUUGGAACAAUUGAAAAUAAGGCUACGCAAAACAGUACAACAUCGUCAAACGUAUCUCAAGUCGAAAAAUGCUGAUGUUAGCCCGGAGGCACAAGAAUUAUACAGAGUGAUUGCUAAGCAAUUUAAGUAUAACGAAGUAUCUUGGCAGGGUUUAAAUAUACAAAUAUUCAAAGAAGUUACCAUUACGCCGCCAUAUAGGGCAGAGAAUGUGAUUUCCACAUCAAGCAAUAAGAACUUAUGCAACUAUAUUAAGAAAAUGAUUGAAAAUUUUGUUAUUAACAGAGCUGCACAGGAGAAUGCAUCAGUAAUGGGUACUUCGUCAGCGUCUUCGCCUACAUCGUCAUCAUUGUCAUCAAGUAAUGCGGCAUCGGGCUCACCAGUGCCUGCUAAUUCAUAAUAAUUAUAUGUUUUGAAAACAAAAAAACACCAAGAACAACAAUAAACAAAAAACAAAUGAAACAAAAAUAUAA
Messenger RNA from Musca vetustissima, 747 nucleotides. RefSeq names its product LSM12 homolog A (gene Lsm12a). Lineage: Eukaryota; Metazoa; Arthropoda; Insecta; Diptera; Muscidae. The transcript has 5 exons. The record is from RefSeq and is a predicted model, not a curated record. Bases 27 to 674 code for a protein of 215 amino acids. Gene Ontology annotation, molecular function: RNA binding.